Octodon degus (degu) is the source of this 2906-nucleotide messenger RNA. It is a transcript of the gene Itgb7, whose product is annotated as integrin subunit beta 7. Gene Ontology annotation, cellular component: focal adhesion; integrin complex; cell surface. NCBI's taxonomy places the organism in Eukaryota, Metazoa, Chordata, Mammalia, Rodentia, Octodontidae. Gene Ontology annotation, molecular function: integrin binding. Bases 99 to 2498 code for a protein of 799 amino acids. The transcript has 16 exons. Gene Ontology annotation, biological process: cell migration; cell-matrix adhesion; cell adhesion mediated by integrin. The record is from RefSeq and is a predicted model, not a curated record.
CAAAGGCUGUGGCUGCCACCAAAGGAAGGGCUGCUCUGAGCACACCUAUGUGGAGACUGAGGCCCAGAGAGAAAGCCUGACGUGCCACACUUCCAGCCAUGGUAGUUUUGUCAGUGCCUCUUGUUUUCCUGCUGGUGUUGGGCAGAGGUGAGAGUGACCUGGAUGCCAAGAUCUCAUCCCCAACAGAGGCCACAGAAUGGGGAGAUUCUGACCCGUCCCUGCCGGGCUCCUGCCAGCCAGCUCCCUCCUGCCAGAAGUGCAUCCUCUCACAUCCAAGCUGUGCAUGGUGCAAACAUCUGAACUUCACCGCCUCUGGGGAGGCGGAGGAGAGGCGCUGUGCGAGGCGCGAGGAGCUGCUGGCGCGGGGCUGUCCGGCGGAGGAGCUGGAGGAGCCCCGCGGCCGGCAGGAGGUGCUGCGGGACGAGCCGCUCAGCCACCACGCUCGCGGCGAGGAGGCCACGCAGCUGGCGCCACAGAGGGUCCGGAUCACGCUGCGACCAGGGGAUCCCCAGCAGCUGCACGUCCGUUUCCUCCGUGCCGCGGGAUACCCCGUGGACUUGUACUACCUUAUGGACCUGAGCUACUCCAUGAAGGACGACCUGGAACGCGUGCGCCAGCUGGGGCACGCCCUGCUAGUCAAGCUCCAGGAAGUCACCCACUCCGUGCGAAUAGGUUUUGGCUCCUUUGUGGAUAAAACAGUGCUGCCCUUUGUGAGCACAGUGCCCUCCAAGCUGCGCCACCCCUGCCCCAGCCGACUGGAGCCCUGCCAGUCACCCUUCAGCUUUCACCAUGUGCUGUCCCUUACGGGGGACGCACAGGCUUUUGAGCGGGAGGUGGGGCGCCAGAAUGUGUCUGGGAACCUGGACUCACCUGAAGGCGGCUUUGAUGCCAUUCUGCAGGCUGCCCUCUGCCAGGAGCAGAUUGGCUGGAGAAACGUGUCCCGGCUGCUGGUGUUCACUUCAGAUGACACAUUCCACACAGCUGGAGAUGGGAAGUUGGGUGGCAUUUUCAUGCCCAGUGAUGGUAACUGCCAUUUGGACAGCAAUGGCCUCUAUAGUCGCAGCUCAGAGUUUGACUACCCCUCUGUGGGCCAGGUAGCCCAGGUGCUCUCUGCAGCAAACAUCCAGCCCAUCUUUGCUGUCACCAGUGCCACACUACCCAUCUACCAGGAGCUAAGCCAGCUGAUUCCCAAGUCUGCAGUGGGGGAGCUGAGUGAGGACUCCAGCAAUGUGGUGCAGCUCAUCAUGGAUGCUUACAAUAGCUUGUCAUCCACAGUGACCCUUGAACACUCUUCACUCCCUCCUGGGGUCCACAUCUCUUAUGAAUCCCAGUGUGGGGGUUCUGAGAAGGAGGGUAAGGUUGGGGACCGGGACCGGGGACAAUGCAGCCAUGUUGACAUCAACCAGACGGUGAACUUUUGGGUUACUCUCCAAGCUACCCAUUGCCUCCCAGAGCCCCAUCUCCUGCGGUUCCGGGCUCUUGGCUUCUCAGAGGAGCUGAUUGUGGAGCUACACACACUGUGUGACUGUAACUGCAGUGACGUCCAGCUCCAGGCUGCACACUGCAGCGAUGGCCAUGGGCAGCUUCAGUGCGGAAUGUGUAGUUGUCUCCCUGGCCGCCUAGGUCGGCUCUGUGAGUGCUCUGAGGCUGACCUGUCCUCUGCAGACCUGGAGUCUGGGUGCCGGGCCCCCAAUGGGACAGGGCCUCUGUGCAGUGGGAAGGGACGGUGCCAGUGUGGACGCUGCAGCUGCAGUGGUCAGAGCUCUGGGCAUCUGUGUGAAUGUGAUGAUGCUGGCUGCGAGCGACAUGAGGGCAUCCUCUGUGGAGGCUUUGGCCGCUGCCAGUGUGGAGUAUGUCACUGUCAAGCCAAUCGCACAGGCAGAGCAUGUGAGUGCAGUGGGGACACGGACCACUGUGUUAGUCCUAUGGGCGGACUCUGUAAUGGACAUGGACAAUGCAAAUGCAACCGCUGCCAGUGCCUGGAUGGCUACUAUGGUGCUCUGUGUGACCAAUGUCCAGGCUGUAAGACGCCAUGUGAAAGACAUAGGAACUGUGCAGAAUGCGGAGCCUUUGGGACUGGCCCGCUGGCCACCAAUUGCAGCAUAGCUUGUGCCCAUGCCAAUGUGACUCUGGCCCCAGGACCCAUCUUGGAUGAUGGCUGGUGCAAAGAGAAGACACAGGACAACCAGCUGUUCUUUUUCCUGGUAGAGGAUGAGGCUGGAGGCCGGGUUGUGCUAAGAGUGAGACCCCAAGACAAGAGAGCAGACCACACCCAGGCCAUUGUGCUGGGCUGCAUAGGGGGCAUCGUGGCAGUGGGACUGGUGCUGGUUUUGGCUUACCGGCUCUCAGUGGAAAUCUAUGACCGCAGAGAAUAUAGUCGUUUUGAGAAGGAGCGGUUGCAACUCAACUGGAAACAGGACAGCAAUCCCCUCUACAAAAGUGCUAUCACAACUACCAUCAACCCCCAGUUUCAAAGUGCAGAGUGUCCCAAUCCCUGAUGGGACAUUUGCUCCAGGUCCUGCACUGAACAACAGGGAGAUGGGAGGGCAGUGCCUAGCAGGUAGCAGCUUGACUGGAGACUCAUGGCAGCUGCCAUCCUACUUGGUUUUCAGUGACACCUGAUGGGCAGCUUUCUGCUGCUUCAGCCCUGUUGUUCAUCUCAUACAGCAUUAUUUCCCCAUCCAAAUAUGCAAUAAAGUGUCUUACUCCACACUGCAGUGUCACUUUGCUACACCCUACCAAUACUUCGGCCUGAGCUUUAGGAAAGGUCAGGUUCAUUUUUCCUCUGGGCAGCUGAGGACAGGGAGCAGCCUGGGAUUCACUUCUCCAGGCCUGGUGUGCUGGACUCUCAGGUAACACUACUCAGGUAAGCAGACUGUGUUGGCAGCACAGUCUUGGCUGGCAUC